Messenger RNA from Amoebophrya sp. A25, 2348 nucleotides. The record is from the annotation of a GenBank genome assembly. Lineage: Eukaryota; Dinophyceae; Syndiniales; Amoebophryaceae.
GUGAUGAAGAUAUUGGCGGAAUUCCACAGACGGGGUUGCAAUCCGGAGAGCCAAAUCAUACUAGUGUCACACGGUCUGGUGCUGACGGUGACGCUGGAGGAGAGGCUAGCUUGAUGCCAGCAAGAAAACCAAAUGUUGUGUCAAAACUUGCGAACAGGAACACUUCUUCGGCUUCCUGUUCCGCAGUGCGCCGAAUUUUAGCGAAGAAAAAGAAAGUUCUGAGCAAGAACACCAGUAUUUCUUUGUCGCGUGUCUGCCAUCAAGCACGUAAAGAGUUGAUGAAGCGAAAACGUCAGUUCUUUCGCAAUGCUUGGAGGUUUGCAGAGUUUGUCCGUCGUCGUCAAGCUCCUGCUGUAACUCCUUGGAGCCGUCACGGGAGUACGGAGCCGACAAUCUCUCGGAAGGUCAGGAAUUAUCAUGAGUCUUCUGCAGUUGCAGCUGUGGGCAAUGGUAGUGGCAAAAGAGCAGUAAAAGUUGCUCCCACAUCAACAUCUUCAACGACAUCAUUUUUGGACGAGGACAUUGCAACUCGAGGAGGAACGACCAUUAUUUCUGCUCGCAGCCCGAAGGCUGGCGGAAGUGCAAGGAAUCAAGAACAGACGCCACCCCGACUGCCCACGACGAAUGCAAUUGUGGGCUUCAAGCUUCGCGAGGAUGUUGGACGGGAGGACGCGGCAACGGAGCACGAACACAGUCUCGCUCCUUGGGUGGAGGCAAUGCGUCCUACGGAGCUUCGCAUCCCGAACUUCGCAGUGCACAAGGAAAUCGCGCGAUCCGACUCCCUGCGAUUGCCAGGAGACACUGGGACCAUGACCAAGUAUCCCUCUACCGAGAUGGCAACCGCCACGACCUCGGCAAAGGCUACAAGUGGGAGUGUGUUUCCGACGACCGCAGUGCUGAGUGGAUUACAAGAGGUAUCUUUUUACUGGUACUCGCGAUUAUUUGGAAAGAAUUAUAGUAGUGACUUCUAUGUUGUCACAUGCACAUGCUCUAAGCAAUUAGUACUUACAUAAUGAUAAUUAAAAGAUCACGCGUCUUUCUUUGACUAGUAGCAAAAGCAUUCCACUAUCUCAGGUUUCCUCCUCCGGAGCGAGCAGCAUGCCACUUGCGCCAUCGCUCUCAACUGCCCCAGUUCCUCGCAACAUCGACGCGAGAGGCACAUCACCUGCGUAUGUGCGUAUGCGAAGAACGCCUGCUGGUGCUGAACAUCAACGAUCACAUGGACAUGCGCAGCAGAGACAAGAGCAUGAGAGAGCUGGUUUCCCUCAGCUCAAUCCAAGCGAGGAGAUGGAGAGGCUCAGCGAGCUUCUAGGCCAAGCGCGCAUUGGCGACCUAAAAAGAGGAACGGUCGGAACUGCAUCUUCAGUAUCAAAAGCAGGAGAAGGACAAGGACGAGGCGAACAUCUCCAAUAUAAGAUUUUCAUGCCAGCUGAAUCUGAAGCGUUGAGUGGUCCAAAUCAACUUGCUUUUGCUCAGAACAACUUUGAUAAUAUGCCGUUGUUGCCGGCAACUGCCUCUGCGCCGUGGUCUCUUCCCCGCGCACCGUUUGAAAAGGGUUACCUGGUUCGCUCCCGCCAAGAUGCCGAUACGCGGUAUGCGCCGAUUCAUCCUGCGCUGGGCUACGCUUCCCAGGAUGAAGCUUCCACACGCAGCCUGUUGCCGCUAAAACAAGGAGCACCACGAGUCAGCACAUCAGCGAAUAGAGAAGUAUUGACACCAACUUCUUCGCAAUCUUCAGUACAAGUAGGCGUACAUCAACGCCGAUCAAAAGCGCACGAGAGACAACACUUGUCGAUCACAGGCGUUGAGGUACUGAACAACAAGAAUGGCCACACACAUGUGACUAAGGUUUACCCACGCGCAGCUUCCGUACCACCGCCAAUAUCGACGCCUAUUUCGACGCGUGAUAAAGUCUACAAUUAUGGCGAAAGUUUUGCUAUGGCUAAACCGGUUACGACUACCACUCCUGAACCUCCAAGAGUUAGCGGUGUGCGCCGACUACUCGUCGGAAGACAGGAUGGCCCAGAACAGAUGCAAAGCGGCGUUCCGCUUGGUCAGGUCCGACAGCAGAUGAUUGGUCGUGAUAUGACAGGCAGUGGCAUCAUGGGCCUAGAUCGGCAGGAACGGGUCAGCAUCGGCCGUGAUAUGACAGGCAGUGGCAUCAUGGGCCUAGAUCGGCAGGAACGGGUCAGCAUCGGCCGUGAUAUGACGGGCAGUGGCAUCAUGGGCCUAGAUCGGCAGGAACGGGUCAGCAUCGGCCGUGAUAUGACGGGCAGUGGCAUCGUCGACCACCUAGAUCGGCAAGAUGAACAUCAGCCUAACAUUGGCCGUGAUCUGACAGGCAGUGG